AUGGAAGCAGCCCAGAAGAAAACCCAGCAGCUGAUCGACGACAAUGCUGUCAUGGUUUUCAGCAAGUCAUACUGCCCUUACUGUAACAACACGAAGCGCAUCCUUGACGGGCUGAACGCCAAGUACAAAGCCGUCGAGCUUAACGAGGAGGACGACGGCGACGACAUUCAGAAUGCGCUGCACAAGAUGACGGGCCAGCGCACCGUCCCCAACAUCUUCAUCAACCGCGUCCACAUCGGCGGCAACUCGGACCUCGAAGCGGUCGUUAAGAACGGCAAGAACGGCAAGAAGAUCGAGGAGCUGCUGAAGGAGGCUGGCGCCCUCUAA
Parathielavia appendiculata is the source of this 327-nucleotide messenger RNA. Its product is annotated as glutaredoxin. NCBI's taxonomy places the organism in Eukaryota, Fungi, Ascomycota, Sordariomycetes, Sordariales, Chaetomiaceae. Gene Ontology annotation, molecular function: glutathione disulfide oxidoreductase activity. The coding region runs from base 1 to 327 and encodes 108 amino acids. Gene Ontology annotation, cellular component: cytoplasm; nucleus. The record is from RefSeq and is a predicted model, not a curated record. Gene Ontology annotation, biological process: cellular response to oxidative stress. The transcript has 2 exons.